Peromyscus eremicus (cactus mouse) is the source of this 690-nucleotide messenger RNA. It is a transcript of the gene Nudt2, whose product is annotated as nudix hydrolase 2. The transcript has 2 exons. Lineage: Eukaryota; Metazoa; Chordata; Mammalia; Rodentia; Cricetidae. Gene Ontology annotation, biological process: AMP biosynthetic process; ATP biosynthetic process. The record is from RefSeq and is a predicted model, not a curated record. Bases 1 to 366 code for a protein of 121 amino acids. Gene Ontology annotation, molecular function: bis(5'-nucleosyl)-tetraphosphatase (asymmetrical) activity.
AUGGCUGCUUGGAAGCAGCUGCUGGUGCAGCAGUACAGGGCUUGGGCCUGCCAUGUGGACCCUGGAGAGACUGACUUAGAAACAGCCCUGCGGGAGACUCGGGAGGAAACAGGCCUAGAUGCAAGCCAACUGACCAUCGUUGAGGGGUUCAGAAGGGAGCUCAACUAUGUGGCCUGGAAGAAGCCUAAAACGGUCAUUUACUGGCUGGCCGAGGUGAAAGACCACGACGUGGAGAUCUGCCUCUCCCAGGAGCAUCAGGCCUACCGCUGGCUGGGACUGGAGGAGGCCUGCCAGUUGGCUCAGUUCUCGGAGAUGAAGGCAACACUCCAAGAAGGACACCAGUUUCUCUGCUCCAUGCCGGCCUGAGCUGACCAGAGCAAAUGCUUCUGCUGCGUCCUGGAGGCUCUUCUGAGAUGAACCCACCCUCCCUUCCAGGGAAGGAUGUGAUGGUCUUGGGCUUGCUUCAGCCAAGAGCAGAUAGGUUGGUGAAAUUAAAAUUAGCUCGGCAGUCUCAGGUGAAAUCGAGGAGGCCCUGGAUUCAGUCCCUAGCAAUGAAGAUAAUUACUUUAAAAAUAAGAGCAAGUAGGAAUUUUAGCUGAGUUAAAAAGCAAAGGGGGUGAAAAUUUUAAAUGCCAGCCCCAGUAAGUGUACUUUAUAAAUAAACUUCAAACAGCUCAUAUGGCCUUUUAA